Penicillium pulvis is the source of this 2814-nucleotide messenger RNA. RefSeq names its product DDHD family phospholipase. Gene Ontology annotation, molecular function: metal ion binding; glycerophospholipase activity. The transcript has 4 exons. Gene Ontology annotation, cellular component: cytoplasm. The record is from RefSeq and is a predicted model, not a curated record. The coding region runs from base 1 to 2814 and encodes 937 amino acids. NCBI's taxonomy places the organism in Eukaryota, Fungi, Ascomycota, Eurotiomycetes, Eurotiales, Aspergillaceae.
AUGACCGGCCCAUUUCAUACGUACGGCUCGUCCUGUCUGUUGACGGAGGAAGAGCCAGAGCUCACAAGCUUGUAUUCGCUGUCUGCCCCGCCAGAGAUUCGAUCUCAAUUCUUCUACGUCUCAUCCCUGCCAAUCGACGAUCCCUUGGCUCCGCUUCCAGCCGCUAGUGGGCAAGCAUCAGGGAAUGAAAGAGCUCCCCCACAGCCAUUUUCCGCAAGGGAUAAUGUCGCCUUGGAGACAGCUUGGUCGGAAUUACGGGAAGCCCAGCGGAGGAAAUCUGGUUCCAGUGGAUCCCGUUCGGGAACAUCAAAGGAACGUGCGGGGAUAGCUGUACCGGGCUAUGAAUCGGGUUUUGAGGCAAACCGCCGCCAAAAGACGGCAGCUCGAGGAGGAUCUAGCCUGGGCAGCAGCAGAGGGACCCCGAGCAAUUGGAACUCAAUACCAGAGGAGGUUGCUGGACCAUCCAGCAGCGGUGCUAGUCACCGAAAAAGGAUGUUCUCUUCGUCCUUGAAUGAAUCAAGUACAGCUAAGAGAAGGAGUCUUUCCCCGCCCGGUGAGAAUGUCGAGAGGCAGGAAAUUGCGGGUAGUCUUCAAGCACCUCCAUCUCGUGACGCGAGUAUCAGCGGCUCUCCUUUUAUCCGAGCGCCAGAUUCUCAGCCAGGAACUCCACUUGGCCGUUCUUUCGAAUCACUGGCGUCAAAGGAUGGAGCUGAGUGGCAAGCGGAAUUGCGCAGCAAUGCCCCCCACCACUCAUCUUCAAAGCCCUCGGGGCUCCGGGCGACUGUUAGUCUGGAGGACACAAGUGUGGAUGACUUCGCGGAGACAGCGGACUCGGAAGAAUCCCAGACGACGAUUCCGGUGGGCGCAUUGCGCCUUCACUUGGUUGAGUUACCAAACUUAAAGAUGAAACCAAUCUAUUGGAGCCCGCUACACGAUAUUUCAGCUGUGGUCAGGGCGACGUGGUUCUACAAGAACACCAUGCUGCCGGUAGAGACACCAGUGGCAAACCAACUGGAAGAGGGAUACGCCUACUUGAAGCCAUGGACAGAGACAUGGCAAGAUGAGCUAAACAGUUGUGUAGAAAAUGGUGCUGACGCAGAGAUCAAAAUCGCGUAUAAACUGUGGCACAAGAAUGAGCCAGGCUCUGCUAAUCCACCCGGAACUGCACAAACCGAGCAUGAGAAUGAUACUCCCUCGGCUGGGGCACAGGAAGCUUUAUCAUUUGACAAGAACCGUGCCUCUGGGGCAACAGCAGCUAAUCCUGAGGGCGUUAAGCCAUAUUUCACCUCCAGCGCUAUUUACGUUGACGCAUUAAAUGCCCAGAUUCUCCGACCAAGCCUAUUGCCAUCUGCAUCCAAGGGAAGAAAACCACUCAAUUCAAUUCGCAAAGGCCGCCAGAUCGGGAUUCCCGUAGUUCGUGGAUUCAGUCGCAAAUUGUGGGAUCGGUUGCAUCCGUCCAAGGCCAAUCCUGUGGAUGUACGGAAUUACAUUCGACGGAACCCAUCGCAAAACCCAACACCAGCCCCUGGCGAACAAAUAUGCUACGCUUGUAAGAUGGAAGAGCUGCGUCCGACUCCGACAGACCUAAUGUUUGUCAUACAUGGUAUUGGUCAAAAGUUGUCGGAGCGAAUGGAAAGCUUUCACUUUACACAUGCGAUGAAUGCAUUCCGUCGCGAAGUGAAUAUGGAGCUAAAUAGCGAGCCUGUUUGGCCCCACGUUCGUCAAGAUCAUGGGGGAAUCAUGGUUCUGCCCAUAAACUGGCGCACGACACUGUCUCUGGAAGACCCAUCCCAUGAUCCUGCGGAUAUGGAGGAUCCAUUUACGAACGAAUAUUCCCUCACAGACAUUACCCCUCAGACACUUCCUGCUGUGCGGUCACUGAUCAGUGAUGUGAUGCUUGACAUUCCUUACUAUUUGUCACAUCACAAGCCAAGGAUGAUCAAGGCAGUUGUCCGGGAAGCCAAUCGCAUCUAUCGUCUUUGGUGCAAGAAUAAUCCUGGGUUCCAGGAAAAGGGUCGCGUACAUCUCCUUGCUCAUUCUCUGGGGAGUGUCAUGGCCCUUGAUAUUUUAAGUCAUCAGCCAACAAAUGUCCCUCGCUUCAACUUUCUCGAUACCCCAUUGCAUAGCGAUGUCUUUGAAUUUGAUACAGCAAACCUGUUUCUUUGUGGAAGUCCUGUCGGAUUCUUCUUAUUGCUCAAUAAAGCGAAUCUCCUUCCUCGCAAGGGCAGAGAGAAACCAGGCAGCGAAGGUGAAGACCGACUUCGUGGCGUGGCUGGCGAAGCUGGCACCUACGGUUGUCUCGCGGUCGACAACUUGUACAAUAUCCUGCACACAACAGACCCAAUUGCCUACCGUGUCAACGCCGCUGUAGACAAUGACCUCUCGAAUUCCCUAAAGAUAGCCUCAAUUCCCAGCUCAACCUCUGGCUUCUGGCAAUCCUUUGGCAGCGUCUUCCGCUGGAGUACGUCAUCAUCGAACUUUCUUCCUUCAGCGCACCCUGUGCGUCCCGCCAUGGUCUCCAAGCUGCCCUCGAACGUCGAAAUGGAAACGCAUGACUUUACCCGUGAAGAGAUUGCUGAGAAACGCAUGUUGCUUCUAAACGAUAAUGGCCAGAUAGACUAUUAUCUAUCUGGUGGGGGUGGUCCACUCAAUAUCCAGUAUCUAAAUAUGUUGAGUGCGCAUAGUAGCUACUGGACCUUGACGGACUUUGUGCGAUUUCUUGUUGUGGAGAUUGCCAGAAAGCAGGGGAGGGACGGGACGUUGGUUGGUUUGCGGGCGGAGAAGAAGAAGGGAUAUAAGGUUACCAAGGGUUGA